AUGUCCUACGACCCAAGAGAACACUUUCAGCAGAUCCAGCGGACGCUACAACAGCGCCGUGGUCAAGGCUUCGGCGGUCUUCCUGGAGGCGGCGCUGCGGGUAGAGGUAUCUUUGCUUUGAUCAGUCUUGGGGUUGCUGGUGUCGUCCUGUCAAAUUCUCUGUUCAACGUCGAGGGUGGUCACCGCGCCAUCAAGUACACCAGAGUAUCCGGAGUUUCGAAGGAAAUCUACAAUGAAGGCACCCACAUCCGAAUACCUUGGUUUGAGACACCCAUCGACUACGACGUUCGAGCGAAGCCGCGAAAUGUUGCCUCCCUGACGGGAACAAAAGAUUUACAAAUGGUCAACAUCACUUGCCGUGUGCUCUCGCGGCCUCGCAUCGAAGCGCUACCUCAAAUUUACCGGACGCUGGGAACAGACUAUGACGAGCGUGUUCUUCCCUCGAUUGUGAACGAGGUUCUGAAAAGUGUGGUUGCGCAGUUCAAUGCGAGCCAGCUCAUCACCCAGAGAGAGAAUGUGGCGAGGUUGGUCAGGGACAACCUCACGAGGAGAGCAGCGCGGUUCAACAUCAUGCUGGAUGACGUUUCCUUGACACACCUCUCCUUCUCUCCGGAGUUCACUGCCGCGGUUGAAGCCAAGCAAGUUGCUCAACAGGAGGCACAGCGGGCUGCUUUCGUGGUGGACAAGGCGAGGCAGGAGAAGCAAGCAACUGUUGUCCGAGCACAGGGUGAAGCCAGAUCCGCGGAAUUGAUUGGCGACGCCAUCAAGAAGAGCAGAAGUUAUGUCGAACUCCGACAGAUCGAGAACGCUCGUAACAUUGCACAGAUUCUACAAGAAGCUGGUGGGAAGAACAAGCUCUAUCUUGAUGCAGAGGGUCUUGGACUUAACGUCCAUGCCGGAGAGGAGCCUGCUUCGAAGAAAUGA
This is a messenger RNA of Fonsecaea erecta, 924 nucleotides long. RefSeq lists its product as hypothetical. The record is from RefSeq and is a predicted model, not a curated record. The transcript is spliced from 3 exons. Lineage: Eukaryota; Fungi; Ascomycota; Eurotiomycetes; Chaetothyriales; Herpotrichiellaceae. Gene Ontology annotation, biological process: mitochondrion organization. Gene Ontology annotation, cellular component: membrane; mitochondrion. Bases 1 to 924 code for a protein of 307 amino acids.